Aspergillus pseudonomiae is the source of this 2286-nucleotide messenger RNA. RefSeq names its product FAD-dependent oxidoreductase. The record is from RefSeq and is a predicted model, not a curated record. Gene Ontology annotation, molecular function: FAD binding. The coding region runs from base 1 to 2286 and encodes 761 amino acids. NCBI's taxonomy places the organism in Eukaryota, Fungi, Ascomycota, Eurotiomycetes, Eurotiales, Aspergillaceae. The transcript is spliced from 4 exons.
AUGCUAGAGAAGUUUGAUAUCGAUUAUGUUCUAUUUGAAAAGCACUCAGAAAUUGCGCCACCAGUCGGUGCUAGUAUCGGUUUGUUUCCCAAUGGUCUGCGCAUACUAGAUCAACUUGGAUGUUACGAGCGAAUCACAAACCUGUCCAUCCAGCAACUCAAAGUGGGAUAUAUGCGGGAUAAAAAAGGUGACAUACUCUGCGGCAUGCAUCACAUGUUCCAGCACCUGGAGAGGCGACAUGGGUAUGGCCUGCUGUUCUUUGAUCGGCAGCAACUUCUAGAGAUUCUACACGAAACCAUCAAGUACAAAGAUAGAGUAUUGCUCAACAAAAGAGUGAGCAGUAUAGAUUUCAUUGAUGGGGGUGUCAACGUCACGACCACAGAUGGCUCGGCCUUCACUGGUACGCUCGUUGUGGGCGCAGACGGCAUCCACAGCAGCGUGCGAUCUCUUAUGAGAGGCUUAGGUGACAAGCUGCAGCCAGGAUAUUUCCCCUCUACAGAGGAGGAUAGCGUUCCAUGCUACUACCGUUGCAGCUUCGGCAUAGCUCAGCAUGUUCCUGGAUGGGUCGCAGGAGAGCAAAAUAUUGUGAUGGGCGAGGGCCAGUCGCAGCUUGUUGUGUCGGGGCCAGAUGACCGGGAAGACGAAGCUGAAUUCGUCAAGCAAAAUUACAAUCUUCCCAUCACAAGAAAGGUCACCUUCGGCCACGUCUUUGACAAGCGGCUAUCGUCGACAUUGACACCUCUGCACGAGAUUGUUUACCAAAAGUGGUUUUUCAAGAGGAUCAUUACUUUUGGAGACUCGGCGCACAAGCCAAAUCCUAUUGGCGGCCAAGGUGCGAACGGAGCAAUGGAAUCCUGCGCCGAGUUUCUCAAUUCUAUCUUACGAAAGAAACAAAGCCACGGCGGUAGCUUGGCUAAUCUGUCCGACCAAGACAUAGAGGACAUUCUGCGCGAAACACAGACUAACAGAUAUGAUCGUGCUCAGUCGAUCGUCCGCAAGGCCCAUGACAUGCAAGCACUUAAUGCUUACGAGAACCCGCUUGUCUCUACCAUAGCAAACAGCCUUAUCCUGCCCUUUGUAGGGGAUGAGUUUGUCCUCAGCCAGAUGGGACAGGCUUUCGCCGGUGCCGCCACCGUAGAGAAACUCCAGGUCCCACAUCGGUCAAGGGUCAUUCCUUUCAAUGAUGAGCUACCCGCUAAACCCAUUGACCAAAAUAUGUCUAGGCUCAUCCGUUGGGGCUUCAUAGGGAGCAUGGGGCUCGUUCUUUUUGUCACAACCAAAGCUUUCCGACUACCCUUUCCGAGUCUCGGCGGCUGGGGAGAAUCUGGUUCGAUUCUCAUCUCCUGGCUAGGUGAUAGCGCCGGACAGAAAUUUUUGAACAAGCUGGUGUCAGUUUUAUCUUUCCCCAUCCUGGACAAGGACCCCUCGGCGAGGCUGCACCUUAUCAAUUUUCUACCUCAGCUUAUCUCGCCGCUCCUGAUAUAUACCAUCGAGGGUUACCGCCUGGGGAACCAGGGAUCGCUCUUAGCUCUGCCAACCAUCUUCACUGCGGGUAUGCAAGUCCAGGGUAUUGGACGAAUGGCUCCACUAUACGCUAUUAUGAGCUCCCUCUAUACACACGAGAGCAUUCCAGGCCGUGCAGUCCCCAGAGAGGUAGCCAAAUCCCUAAUCCCAGCGGUCACCUUGGGCUUCGUACUGCCGACCAUUAUGGUCUUCGCGUCAACCUCUAAUCUCAAAGCCUGGCAGCACUGGGUUGCGCUCUGGCAAUUCGCACCGCCCUUGGUUAACGUCAUAACAGCGGUCCUCUCAGCAGGCUUCAAGAGGUGGCAACUCAGUCGUGGCAUCCCACAAGAGGAGGGAGAGGCAUUCGAGCACUACAAGGCACAUGAUGUGCCGGUCCUCAAGCAAGUGUACACAUAUGCAAUUGCAGUGCAGUCAACAGUACACAUUGCCACAAUGGCAUACGCGUGGUCCCAUCCCAAUAUCUCCAUCGGGACGGCCUUUUUUGGUUUGCCAAAUCCCUUCCGGGCUGAGUGGAACAUCUCGACCAUUUCAGAGCAGAUAGCUAUAUUUUUCCGGUACGACGCUGUGACAGCCUUGGCGGGUUAUGUUGGUGGCAACCUGUACUCGAUCUGGGACCUCCGUCGCCUUGGAUACAUUCAGACGCGUACUGCGGUCAAAGCCGCCUUUGCGGUUAUAGCGGGCCAGUUCAUGAUCGGCCCAGGUGCUACCUGGGCUGCCUUGUGGUCCUGGAGAGAGGAUGCUAUUGCUGGCCUAGCGAAGUAA